AGGAGGCGGAGGGGAGGAGCUCGAUCUUGGAUGAGAUGAGCAGAUGCGAUGCCACGCCACGCCCCAGACUCUCGGCGGGACCACAAUUUGCCCGCAUCGUUUUGCCCCAUCAUCAUCCACCAGUGAUGCGCGGGUACACGCCGGCGUACCGACUAAUCCACCGUAGCGUGGCAGGCUAGACGGCGAAAAAAGGGCCGUCUCCAUCACCUGCCCUUCCCGACUGCAUCCCAUCUUCCUAUUAGCAAUCUCACCUGGCCUCUGUCGUAUAUUCUUGGUGCUUGCGGUCUUUCUGCUUUCUCAUCAUUCACGUCACCAUCCGAGUCUGUCCGAGUCCUUCACUGCAUCACCACCUCGAGUCCUCUCCGAUGCCUACAACAUGCGCGCGCCACCGCGUCUGACCAUCUCUAAUACUCCUACAUCUCCAACUGACUCACACCUACUCGGCAUGCUGUAAUGCGCAAACAUGGGCGUGCACACCCAUGACACCUGAAAAUGUCCGACAACCAUGAUCACUUCCAAGGCCGCAGCCCCGCCGUCCUCUCCGUCACCCUCCUCUUCGCCACCCUCUCCACCAUCUUCGUCGCCUUGCGCCUCAUCUCGCGCGCCGCGAUUGUGAAGAAAGUCGCCAUCGAUGACUACUUCAUCGUCCUGGCCUGGCUCAUUGCCGCCGGCAUUACCUCCGCCAUCUGCUAUGGCUGCGCGUGGGGUCUCGGGCGGCAUGAGACCAGCAUCCCUCCCGACUGGCAGGAGAAUCUGAGAAAGGCGGACUACGCUUUCAGCAUCAUGUACCAGCCUGCGCUCAUGGCGUUCAAGACGUCCAUCCUCGCCUUCUACCUCUCCCUGCCAACGAUGAAUCGACAGUUCAAAUGGGCGUGCAUCACCACUCUCUUCGCCGUCAACGCCGGAGGUCUGGCGCUAUGUCUGGUCACCGUGUUCCAGUGCAGUCCAGUCGGAGCGGCCUUCCAAGUCCCCGAACCAGCCAACUCGCACUGCACCGACGUCAUCACCAUCUACCUCUCCUCUGUUCCGCUCAACAUGAUCACCGACCUGGCCCUGCUCUUCCUGCCCAUGCCUCUGCUAACCGAACUGCGCCUCCCGCGAAAGCAAAAGAUCAUCCUCAUCAUCACCUUCAGCUUCGGCGCCUUUGUCACCAUCGUCGAUGUCAUCCGCAUCGUCUACCUGCAAUCCGCCGCGCAGACUCGACUGCGUGAGAUCUUCGACGGCACCCAUAAUACUUCGAGCUCCACCGAACACACCGACUUUAGCUGGUACGCAGCCCUGAGCUACAUGUGGUCCGCCAUAGAGGUCAACGUAGGAAUCAUGGUCGCUUGCGUCCCCGCCUUGAAACCGCUCGUGUCGCGAUUUCUGCCGCACAUGCUACGGGAUCGGGGCGAUGCGCGGGGGUCAUUCGAAGCCCCAGGGAAAGCACCCUCGCCUCUUCAUCUUUCGGCGCCGGAGGCGGAGAAUGAAGCGCGGGAGGAUUCUGGCGUAUCAGACGGUGCUGAUGAUGGGCCGAUGGGCAUGCUCGACUUUCUCACCACACCGGAAAUGACGGAGCUUCCAAUGGCCACGCAGACCAUGACCAGGCAGGCAAACAGCAGCCGCGACACCCGCCGACCCUCGGUCAAUUUUUUCGAUUUCGUGGAUAUGGGCAACAAGAAGAGUCUAGUGGAGUUGAGCGUGCGGGAGUCCGUCUUCCCUAUCGCCAUGGUCACCGUGCUGUUCUUCAUCUGGGGCUUCGAAUAUGGGCUCCUCGAUGUCUUGAAUCAGCAAUUCCAGCGGGUUGCCCAUAUGACGCCUACGCAGAGCACGGGUAUUCACAGCGCCUACUGGGUGGGCUAUUUCUUCGGACCGAUACUCGUUGGCCGGCUGGUGUUGAAGCACUGGGGUUUCAAAGCCUGCUACCCCGUCGGCCUAGCAAUCUACGGCUGCGGAACGCUCAUCUUCUGGCCCGCCGCCGUCCUCACCUCCUUCCCCGCCUUCAUCAUCACCAACUUCAUCGUCGCCUUCGGCCUGUCCAUCCUAGAAGUCUCCGCAAACCCCUUCAUCAUCCUUUGCGGUCCGACAGAGUACAGCGAAAUCCGGCUAAACUUCAGCCAAGGCGUGCAAGCAAUCGGCAGCGUCGUCGCACCCCUAAUCGCAGAGAAAGCCUUCUUCCGCCAAAGCCUGCACGCCCCUUCCCUCGUUGACACCCAAUGGGCCUACCUCGGCAUCUCCCUCUUCACCAUCUCCCUCGCCGUCGCAUACUACUACAUCCCCCUGCCGGAAGUGAGCGACGUCGAGCUAGCCAACGCCGCCGAGCGCCUCGACGGCGCCAAUCACGCCAAAAUCCGCGGCUACAGCGUCAUCUGGCUCACCCUGGCCGUCGGCGUCUUCGCCCAGUUCUGCUACGUCGGCGCGCAGGAGGUCAACGGCACCACCUUCGACGCCUACCUCACGCUCAUCGCGCCCACACGCAAUACGGCCAACUACAUGGCGAUAGCGCACACGGCCUUUGCCGUCUCGCGCUUCAUGGCGGCGGGUUUGGGCUUCUGGGUGAAACCGCGCGUCCUCAUCCUCACCUGCUUCCUCGCCUGUAUUGUCUUCGAAGCCCUGGCCAUGAACUUCUCCGGCGACACGGGGACCGCGAUGAUCAUGCUCGUCUUCUUCUUUGAGGGUCCGCUGUUCUCGUUGAUUUUCGCGCAGGCGCUGCGCGGCAUGGGCCGCUACACGAAGAUUGCGAGCGUGUGCAUCACCGCCGCGGCCAGCGGGGGGGCAGUCUUCUCUCCUAUUUCCAAUCACCUCACCAACACCAGAGGAAGCGGAGGCGGCGGCGCCAUGUUCGCUCUCGUCGUCGGCACCGCGGUCUUCGCUGCAGGCACCCUCUUCCCCCUUUGGCUAAACGGGAGUCCGCAGGCGAGGAAGCAGUGCGAUCCCGUUAUGAACUCUUCGUCAGCAUCGGCGCCGACAGCCGCCGGCCCCGCUUCCGAGAAGGCGAGCGGCCUCUUCGCGUCCCUGCAUGUGGGUAGGCAACGAGGCGGCGAGGGCAGGAGGAGUGUGGAGUCCAAGGAGGAAUCGGGUAAUGAAUGAUGACAAACACGACGAGGAGAGUAGGCUCCGGAGAGUCCGGGAUUGGUGUUUUUUGCAGCGUUCCGAGCGAGUGUGCGUUUCGGGGUUUUUUUGUUGACGCGAUCACGGUCGGUCUGCUUUUGUGUGCGCGGAUAUGUACAGCUCGACCUAGCCCUCUGUACAUCCUCACGUCUUCGCUGAGC
Molecule: messenger RNA, 3251 nt
Organism: Neohortaea acidophila
Lineage: Eukaryota; Fungi; Ascomycota; Dothideomycetes; Mycosphaerellales; Teratosphaeriaceae
Product: major facilitator superfamily domain-containing protein
Exons: 1
Coding region: 493-3069 (858 amino acids)
Biological process (GO): transmembrane transport
Molecular function (GO): transmembrane transporter activity
Source: RefSeq, a predicted model, not a curated record